GCGACUACAGACCUUCAACCUUCCGUCCUUCCCACCACACAACGUCAUAUCCAAUCUCAGCAAUCAUGUCAUCAACACUUAAACGCAAGCCCUCACCUUCACAAGACGACGUCACCAUCGAGUCAUCAAAACGGCGCUUCACAGAAGCCACCACCAGCGAUGCGACAAGUCUAGACAACGACAUGAGCGAGGCGCCCACACCAAGCUCAGCAGCACCUACACCCACAUCAGGCUCAGAAUCAACAUCGCAAGCCGAUCGUCUCGCCCGCUUUGCCGCCCUGCGCAACAGAAACAAAUCAUCCCGCGACGACAACCGCAAAGCCACUACCCUAGAAGUCUCUCGCGCCUCGGCCGAUCCCAACGAACUUGCCUCUCUAUCUCGCAGAAAAGAACGCGCUUCCGAAAAACUGCUACAUGCACAAACUCUAGAAGACGGUGAAGAUUGGGAUCGUAAACGCGCCUGGGACUGGACCGCCGAGGAAUCUGCUGCCUGGGAUAAAAAGCAAGCGAAGAAAAAGGCUCAUCGUGACAAUGUCGCAUUUCAAGAUUUCAGUCAAGAUGCGAAUAAGAUCUACAAACGCCAGGUGAGGGAUAUGGCGCCUGAUACUGCGAAUUAUGAGGCAGAGAAGAUGGCUGCGGUGGAGAGGGCUGCACGAUCAGGAGGUUUGGAGAUUGUGGAGACGGAAGAUGGAGAGUUGAUUGCUGUGGACAAGGAUGGCAGUUUCUACAGCACAAAAGACAGCACAGAUUUUGUGGGGAACAAGCCGAGUAAAGAGAAAAUUGACAAGUUGGUUGGUGAGAUACAAAAGGCAGAGGAGGUGCGACUCAAGAAGAGGAAAGAGAGAAGUGGGAAGGAGGAAGAUGGUGAUGUCACGUACAUCAACGACAAGAACAAGCAGUUCAACCAAAAACUGGCGAGGUUCUACAACAAGUACACUUCAGAGAUCAGGGACAGUUUCGAGAGAGGCACUGCCAUCUAAGCACGUCACCUUCCUUCUGGAAUCUUAUGACGACACUUCGAUUCAAUACAACGACUGGGACAACCCGGGCAAACAUCAGGAUCACAUGAUAACCAUGCACAACGGAUGUCCAAAGGCCAGUCUGAAGAGCAAUGGUAUUUGUAUACGAUAAAGAAUAAUGACCAUUUCUCGUCUCCUCUUCCAACUAUGUGUCGCCCUUUCCUUCUCUUGCCAAUUCACAAAAUGACUCAAUAAGGAAGCAGCUACCUGAGCAGUAAGUCCUAGAUCGAGCUGAAUCCAGUCCGAAAGGAUCGACAAGACGCUCGGCAGCUGUCGUGACCGCGUCCAACCAGCUCUCGAUGUUCGAAUUCUUUCUAGCCGCCCAAGUUCUUUCUACCUGUUCAAGC
This is a messenger RNA of Aureobasidium subglaciale EXF-2481, 1366 nucleotides long. RefSeq lists its product as uncharacterized. The transcript is spliced from 2 exons. Gene Ontology annotation, cellular component: Prp19 complex; catalytic step 2 spliceosome; post-mRNA release spliceosomal complex. The coding region runs from base 66 to 980 and encodes 304 amino acids. The record is from RefSeq and is a predicted model, not a curated record. Lineage: Eukaryota; Fungi; Ascomycota; Dothideomycetes; Dothideales; Saccotheciaceae.